Messenger RNA from Malaclemys terrapin pileata, 1059 nucleotides. It is a transcript of the gene RHO, whose product is annotated as rhodopsin. Gene Ontology annotation, biological process: phototransduction; G protein-coupled receptor signaling pathway; visual perception. Gene Ontology annotation, molecular function: G protein-coupled receptor activity. The coding region runs from base 1 to 1059 and encodes 352 amino acids. NCBI's taxonomy places the organism in Eukaryota, Metazoa, Chordata, Testudines, Emydidae. The transcript is spliced from 5 exons. The record is from RefSeq and is a predicted model, not a curated record. Gene Ontology annotation, cellular component: membrane; photoreceptor outer segment.
AUGAAUGGAACAGAGGGUCCAAAUUUCUAUGUGCCCAUGUCCAACAAGACAGGGAUAGUACGGAAUCCAUUUGAGUAUCCUCAGUACUACCUUGCUGACCCAUGGAAGUUCUCUGUACUGUCUGCUUACAUGUUUCUGCUGAUCCUCCUUGGCUUCCCUGUCAAUUUCCUGACUCUGUAUGUCACCAUCCAACACAAGAAACUCCGGACGCCCCUCAACUACAUCCUUUUGAACCUGGCCUUUGCUAACCUCUUCAUGGUCUUUGGAGGAUUCACCACCACCAUGUACACCUCAAUGCAUGGUUAUUUUAUCUUUGGGACAACAGGCUGCAACGUUGAAGGUUUCUUUGCUACACUGGGUGGUGAAAUAGCUCUGUGGUCCCUAGUAGUCUUGGCCAUUGAAAGAUAUGUGGUGGUCUGCAAGCCCAUGAGCAACUUCCGAUUUAGUGAGACCCAUGCCCUCAUGGGUAUCAUUUUCACCUGGGUCAUGGCCCUGGCCUGUGCUGCUCCUCCACUGUUUGGAUGGUCUAGGUACAUCCCAGAGGGUUUGCAGUGCUCAUGUGGAAUUGAUUAUUACACUCUGAAACCUGAGGUCCACAACGAAUCUUUUGUCAUCUACAUGUUUGUGGUUCACUUCCUCAUUCCACUGAUCAUCAUUUCCUUCUGUUAUGGACGCCUGGUCUGCACUGUUAAAGAGGCUGCAGCUCAGCAGCAGGAAUCUGCCACCACCCAGAAAGCCGAGAGAGAAGUUACUCGCAUGGUCAUCAUCAUGGUUAUUUCGUUCCUCGUUUGCUGGGUCCCCUAUGCCAGCGUUGCUUUCUACAUUUUCACCCACCAGGGAUCUGACUUUGGCCCUGUCUUCAUGACCAUCCCAGCUUUCUUCGCCAAGAGCUCUGCUAUCUACAACCCGGUGAUUUACAUUGUAAUGAACAAACAGUUCCGUAACUGCAUGAUCACCACCAUUUGCUGUGGAAAGAACCUGCUGGGUGAUGACGACGCUUCUGCUGGCACCAAGACAGAGACUUCCUCAGUCUCCACCAGCCAGGUUUCUCCUGCAUAG